Molecule: messenger RNA, 610 nt
Organism: Theobroma umbraticum
Lineage: Eukaryota; Viridiplantae; Streptophyta; Magnoliopsida; Malvales; Malvaceae
Product: ecotropic viral integration site protein
Source: RefSeq, a predicted model, not a curated record
AAUAUUAGUCUUAUAAGAAGUAAAAACCCCGUGCACGCCUUGAUCGGCCACGUGUAAGUGAUCGUGAAGAGGGGUGAGGGAUUCAGUCAGGCUCGGAGAGAGUGAAGAGAUGGGAGAUUCGGGGUUGGGAAAGCAAGAAAGCAGACCAGAAAUGGCCGCGGAAGAAGGGAAAAGAGCAGCCGCACAGUUGUUCCACCUCCUUUCCAAUCUACUCCAUCAGGUAGAAACAUUGACUAAUCGGGAAGAAGUUGAAUUGCGUUCCAAAAUUGAAGCCCUUGGAUUGGAGGUCACAAAAGUUCCUUCCAAGUCUGCACACGGCCUUGAUGAGCUGGAAAUAGCCAAAGAGUUGGACAAAUUAUCGGCUAAGUUGGAUGGUGUGGAUGAGAUGAUAUCCUCAGCCAUGGCUGCAGACCCCCACGUGCAGUCGCUUCUGAGUGGCACCGCUGAUGUAUGGAUGCCAGUUAUUACUGCCAAUGCUGACGAGCGACGCAACUUCACAGCAUCAAUGCCACACGAUAAGCUUCAAGAUAAGCCUCAAGCCGACGAGAAUCUCUCCAAUUGAUAUAUCAUAUAUAUAUAUAUAUAUAUAUAUAUAUAUAUAUAUAUAUAU